CAACCCACAAAGAAGGCAGCAAAAACAACCUUCGCGUAGUGAAAAAUCGAAACUUGCCAGCGCACACAGAAAUUUGUACGAGGCGAAAAUCUCUCCGGGAAAACAGGGAAAUAUGGUUCCGCCAGCUGGCUUGUGCGGCCGCUGGGUGGCCCUAGGUCUGUUGCUGGUUCUAUGCGUGGGAAGUGCCGUCGGACGGCGUCAUCAUCUGGAAGUUCGGGAUGAUUUACGACGAUACAUUCCGCUCAGUACGUUCGGGUUCUACUCGGGAGGCAUUCUGGACGUGAAGGUGACGGAUUUCCGGGUCGAGCCGGGGUCGGAGAAUUACAUUUUUGGCCUCUCGCUGGACAAGACACUGUCGGACGCGAUGAAUCCGUACCUGGACACGCACCAGGAUAUCUGCAUUCUGAGGGAUCCGAUUGGGAACCUGCGCAGCGGACCGAUCGUCUUUUUCGUGAUGGAUCUGAAGCAUGAAGUCGUCCACCUGAACUGUUCGAGCGAGUGGCAGAACGUGCACAUCUACCGCGACCAGAAGCAGAUUCCGGCUCUACGUUCGAAGCGCCAAUCUUUCGCCAAGGUCAGCGACUCCAAGUCGAUGUACAUGCAACGGCGAAAACGUCGCGAUGUUGCGUCGCCGGUGGCCGGCGAGUCCGCCGGGGCUUCGGUUUGCCGCAACUUUAACCUCUCGCUGAGCUGCGAGAAGCGCGACCCGUUCAAGUACUGCAGCUUUAAUUUCGCAGUCUGGGUCGCGAGCAAGGCCGAGGAGGGUCUCUACAACCUGUACUUCCACAGCUGCCCCAACUACGACCUGAGCAACCUCUACCCGCUCCAGUUUGACGUCACCAUCGAGGAAAACAACAGCGGGAACUAUCUCUCCGCGGGGGAAAUGCCCCUCCCAGCACUCUACUUCAUGAUGUCGCUGCUCUUCUUCCUGUCCGGCCUGUUCUGGGUGUUUAUCCUGCGCAAGAGCAAACAUCCGGUAUUCAAGAUCCACUACCUGAUGGCGGUGCUGGUGUUCCUGAAGUCGCUCUCGCUCAUGUUCCACGCCAUCAACUAUCACUUUAUCGAGACGCAGGGCGAGCACGUCGAGGCGUGGGCCAUCCUGUACUACGUGACGCAUCUCCUGAAGGGAGCGGUCCUGUUCAUCACGAUCGUCCUGAUCGGCACCGGGUGGACCUUCAUCAAGCACAUCCUCGCGGACAAGGACAAAAAGCUCUUCAUGAUCGUAAUUCCGCUGCAGGUGCUGGCGAACGUGGCGGAGAUCAUCAUCGCCGAGAGCGAGGAAGGCGACAAGGAGCACAGCACCUGGCGGGACAUUUUCAUACUGGUGGAUUUGCUGUGCUGUGGGGCGAUUCUGUUUCCGGUGGUUUGGUCGAUUCGGCACCUGCAGGAGGCAGCCGGGACGGACGGGAAGGCGGCGAUUAAUCUGAGGAAGUUGAAGCUGUUUCGGCAGUUUUACAUCAUGAUCGUGUGCUACAUCUACUUUACCCGGAUCAUUGUGUACUUGCUGAAGGUAAUUGCUAGUAACAACUCAUCGACACCCAAUCGCUACAUCCACGCUGGCUCAGGCCGGCCAACCGACGACGCCCCCGCAGGGAAUGGAAAUCACACGAUUGGAUCGCUUUCCCUGGAAUCGAUGCGGCGACCCUGCCCGACGUAUGCCCGGGCACCAAAUCUGGGCGCGCUCACCUUCGCACGUGGAUAUUCAACAAAAUGGCGGCUGGAGGACUACAGCUUCUGCAGCAGUGGAUCGAUCAGCGGUGGACGAGCGGUGCAGCAGGAGAACCGGCUGGAAGCCGGUGCGGUCCGUUCAUUUCGGCGGGAUGCUGGAAUGACGGCGGGUCACGAAGACCGGGCCGUUUGA
Messenger RNA from Culex pipiens pallens (northern house mosquito), 1861 nucleotides. Its product is annotated as protein GPR107-like. Lineage: Eukaryota; Metazoa; Arthropoda; Insecta; Diptera; Culicidae. Gene Ontology annotation, biological process: transport. Gene Ontology annotation, cellular component: membrane; Golgi apparatus. The transcript is spliced from 9 exons. The record is from RefSeq and is a predicted model, not a curated record. The coding region runs from base 113 to 1861 and encodes 582 amino acids.